GGUCAGUGGGUGAAGGAGGGCAGCCUGGCGACUGUCCCGGUGGACUAAAGCUCCAGAGCAGCACUUUGAGAGCAGAACGGUUCGCAGCCCAAGCGGUGGGAAGACGGGACAGAAAUCCUCCUUGGUGUGCGCGAGGACCGAUAAGCACGGCUUGAGUGCACGAGAGACUCAACAUGAACAGAAUAACGGGGAAAACAGGAGAGGACAGUUUAAUUGAGAUGAGCCCAUCGGAGUCCUUCAAUGAUGAUAUGAAUGGCUACACCCAACAUCCCUCAUCCAGCACAGGAUCCAUCCAGCAGGGACAAUCACCGUCUCUCCUUACGCCUGGUGUGUGCGUAGAUACUUGUGAUUCUCUCAACACCAGCCUGGCCUCCCUGUCCCACUCUGACCACAGCGACAGUCCACAAUCUGAGCCUCAGACCUUAGAGCAAAUCAGUGCUUUGACUGGGCUGUCGAGAAAGCGGGCGCUAUUCCUGAAGUAUCGUUCCAGGAUUGACAAAAAACAACAGAGUAAGGAUUCUGUGUUCUUCCGUGAUGGAGUGCGUAGGAUUGAUUUUGUCCUGUCCUAUGAUGAAGAUAAAGAUGGUGAGAGAAAACAGGAGAGGAGGAAGUUGUAUGAGGCCAAUCUAGUGAAUGUCGGCCUGGAGCUGGAGACAGAAGAUAAAUCGGAGUCAGACGAUGGAAAGACUUAUUUUGUGAAGAUCCACGCUCCAUGGGAAGUGUUGGCCACCUACGCAGAUGUGCUGAAGGUUAAGGUUCCAUUCAAAACCAACGACAUCCCAGACAACAGCGAGAUCCCCAUGAACUGGCUGUCCACCCCUUUUCGUCUGCCGGAGCACAUCAUGUACCCCGAGCCAGACUAUUUCACAGCUCCCUUUGACAAGAGCAAGUCUGACUUCUUCCUCAUCGACAACAAAGAGACAUUCUUCCCGCCUUCUACUCGCAACAGGAUAGUCUACUACAUCCUGUCCCGCUGUUCAUACUUCAGGGAUGAAUGUGGAGAUAAAGACAAGAAGGGGAUCAAGAGGUUACUCAACAACGGCACCUACACUGCUGCCUUCCCGCUGCAUGAUUGUAGAUACUGGACAAAAUCGAGGGAUGCGAACUGCGAAAGUGACAGAAACAAACUCCACAAACACUGGGCCAGAUUCUUCUGUUUCUUCAAGGAGCAGCCCCUCAAUCUUAUAAGGAAGUAUUAUGGGGAGAAGAUAGGUAUUUAUUUUGCAUGGCUCGGCUUCUACACUGAGAUGCUGCUGUUUGCGGCAAUAGUUGGGACAAUUUGUUUCAUCUAUGGAGUCCUCACCUACGAUGAAAACGAGUGGAGUAAAGAAAUAUGUAGUGAGGACAUUGGAGGGAAUAUUGUCAUGUGCCCGUUGUGUGACAAGAAAUGUGGCUACUGGAAACUCAACACAACAUGCAACUCCUCAUGGCAAUCGCACCUGUUUGACAAUGUGGGAACAGUGUUUUUCGCCAUAUUUAUGGGGAUUUGGGUAACGCUGUUUCUGGAGUUCUGGAAGAGGCGGCAGGCUCGUCUGGAGUACGAAUGGGAUCUGGUCGACUUCGAGGAGGAACAACAGCAGCUUCAGCUUCGGCCAGAGUACGAAACCAAGUGCACCAACCGCAAGCUGAACCGCAUCACUCAGGAAAUGGAGCCAUACUUACCCAUAACAAGCCAGUGUGCACGCUCAUGUCUGUCUGGAGCAACCGUCCUGUUAUGGAUCUCAUUGAUCAUUGCCUGCAUCAUUGGUGUGAUUGCGUACCGCCUGGCGGUAUACGCAGCCUUCGCCAGCAUCAUGAAGGACAGUGCCACUGCCCACCUGCAGGUGGUUGGCCCCUACAUCACGCCACAGCUGGCCACCUCUGUCACAGCCUCCUGCAUCAACUUUGUCAUCAUCAUGAUUCUCAACCUCAUGUAUGAGAAGGUGGCUGUUUGGAUCACUGACAUGGAAAUCCCCAAGACCCACCUGGAGUAUGAGAACAAACUGACGGUGAAGAUGUUCCUCUUCCAGUUUGUAAACUACUACUCCUCCUGCUUCUACGUGGCUUUCUUUAAGGGCAAGUUUGUCGGCUUUCCUGGAAAGUAUGCGUACAUGUUUGGCAGCAACCUGAGGAAUGAAGAGUGUGACCCUGGUGGCUGUUUGAUUGAGCUGACCACCCAGCUGGUGAUAGUGAUGACUGGUAAACAGGUGUGGGGCAACAUCCAGGAGGCUCUGGUCCCGUGGCUGAUGAACUGGUGGGGCAGCAGGAAGGCACGAAACCACCCAGAGAGUCUGUACAGCCGCUGGGAGCAGGACCACGACCUGCAGGUCUUUGGACAGCUGGGCCUCUUCUACGAGUACCUGGAAAUGGUGAUCCAGUUUGGUUUCAUCACACUGUUCGUCGCCUCCUUUCCACUGGCACCCCUGCUGGCACUUAUCAAUAACAUCAUCGAGGUUAGAGUGGAUGCCUGGAAGCUCACCACUCAAUUCAGACGUCCUGUGGCAGCGAAGGCUCACAGCAUCGGAGCCUGGCAGGAAAUCCUGAAUGGGAUGGCCGUACUCUCUGUGGUCACAAAUGCAUUCAUUGUGGCCUUCACCUCUGAUAUGCUACCUCGGCUUGUGUACAUGUACGCCUACCAGCCAGACGGUGAGAUGAAUAUGAAAGGCUACAUAAACAACAGCCUGUCUGUGUUUAACAUCUCUGCGUUCAGAGUGGACAACAAGCCUGAUGAUGGGGAGAGCCCUUCCUGGUUCAACGGCUCCAUCACUACCUGCAGGUAUCGUGAUUACCGCUACCCUCCUGGCCAUGAGAAGGAGUACCACCACACUAUGCAGUUCUGGCAUAUUCUGGCUGCCAAGUUGGCUUUCAUCAUUAUUGUGGAGCACGUUGUGUUCGUGGUCAAGUUCUUUGUGGCCUGGUUGAUUCCUGAUGUUCCCUCUGACGUGAGGGCUCGAGUAAAGAGAGAGCGCUACCUGGUCCAGGAGUAUCUCCAUAACUACGAAGUGGAGAAACUGAAGAUCCAGCUCAGCCAGAACGACCACAAUGAUUGUUCUUGCACGCCCAUGAUCUAUCCGUCUAUACCCAAACAUGAGGUGCUGUCAGAGUGUCUCUAGCCCAGCAAGCUGCCGGUCAAUCAGCUGGACAUGAUGGGAAGACAUGUUGGUGUAGAAUACCCUGCUUGUGUAUUAUGAUACUGACCCCCACUCUGCUGUAGUGCCUGUGUUGUUUGUCUAGUACACACACACACACACACACACACACACACACACACACACACACACACACACACACACACACACACACACACACACACACAUUGAACUUUUAUCAAAGAGCUAGAGGUUUCCUUAAUUCACAGCCAUCCCUAUUCUACUAUUCUGCUGAUAGUGAAAGUGCACACAAGUAAAGAAGACCAACUCUCCAUGCAUGAAACACAUGUAAUUUAAACCUCUGCCUCAUAUUUAAGGAUUUUCACUCUAUGUUGUAACCAAAGUGCUGAUGAUAAUCAACAUUUGCUGUAAAGGAAAGAAAAAGAAAACCUUAUACACUGUGUCUAAGCCAGACAACUUACUCUUAUUGUAGUGUAAGUCUAUUUAUUUAAGUGCCACUAUGAGUCACCAAAGACUGGAUGCCUUAUUACAUCAAACACGUAUCAUUGGUUCCAUCUUCCAUUAGAAUAUCAAUUGGUAUAAUUUAAAAAAACUGAGAACUUGCUUAUUAUGGGGUUUUAAGUGUUUCCGUUUACUGAAAGUUUAUGUUCAACUCAGUGUUUUGUUUUUGUUACAGUUACUUCAAAAAAAUGUGAGCAUUGUUUUUGUUUUGUUGCAUUGAGGUCAUAGCACAGAUGUAAAAAAUUAUUUUCUUCACCAAAUGAUUUCCUUCACUCCACUGUCAGUUUAUAGGCGGGUUUAAUCUCAUAGCAGCCCGGCAGUUCCUCCAGGCUAAAGUCUGACAUGUGAAGUAGCUUUUUAUGAAGACGAAUCCGUGCAGCUGUUAGUACUGUGAGUAAGGGCAGAUUUUGUCCUGCAAUGGCCAGUUGUGGAGCAGCAGCAGCAGCAGGUGUUGCAUGUUGGCUGUUGACAGUGAGUGAAGAGAUCCCUUUUUAAUGUGCCUCUGUUUACCAACAGGUCGGAGCUAAUGAAAGCCUGCCCCUACCUACUGAACUAUGUUUGCUCUGUCACACAAAGCACAUCAGCCAUCGCCCAGUUCUUGUGCUUGUUUUCCUACUCUGUGGCUCUGUAGUGAAGGAAAGAAACGCGUUUUAUUUUUUUUAUUUUGCACAAAGCACUUAAUGAAACGUAACUACCGAGACAUAAACACGUCAGUUUAAUUUCUACCAUGACACUACAUAUUACGAAUCAGUGUUUUAAAGCAGCAAAGUGUAAUGAUUUGUGUUCAUUUAAAUGGAAAAAAGUCUACUGUCUGAAUUUUAUAUUUAUAUCGAGCUUAAAUGACAAUUAGUAGAAAGGUGUAGCUUUUUGUUUUGAAAUUAUAUGAAGGACAUUUCGUUUUUAUUUGGCUGCCUACAUAGAAAUAUGUGAGAAGAAUCUGUUGUUGAAGUAUUCAAAUUUGUUAAGGUUUAAUAGCUGGCUGGCUGGCUGUGCUACAAACUCAGGCAACCAAAUCUGUUUGUUUGAGAUGCAUGUAGAUGUGACCACGUAGCCGAGAGCAAUGUUGGACUGAUCCAGUUUGCCUUUUUCAUGCUCUGCGCUCAGCUGAAAUCUGCCUGUUGAUGCCUUAAUACAUCUAAUAACUUGUGUUUUCUAUUUUAUUUCCCUGUAUAUCUCUUUUUCUUAUGUCUUCUUCUUGUUAUGCUCUAGUAAUAUUUCAUUUUAUACCAUAACCAUUCUUGGGAUUAAGGUGAAGCUGUUUACUGUAUGCAAAAAAAUUAAAAUUUUCAUCCAUUUUGUUUCUGUAUUUUGUAAUUGUCCUGUAUACAAAUGUGUAUUGUAAACAAAGACAAAUCUCCAAAAUAAAGUACCAGUUC
This is a messenger RNA of Anoplopoma fimbria (sablefish), 4966 nucleotides long. RefSeq names its product anoctamin 5a (gene ano5a). Bases 174 to 3092 code for a protein of 972 amino acids. The transcript has 22 exons. Lineage: Eukaryota; Metazoa; Chordata; Actinopteri; Perciformes; Anoplopomatidae. Gene Ontology annotation, cellular component: plasma membrane. Gene Ontology annotation, molecular function: protein dimerization activity; chloride channel activity. Gene Ontology annotation, biological process: chloride transmembrane transport. The record is from RefSeq and is a predicted model, not a curated record.